This is a messenger RNA of Amborella trichopoda, 1611 nucleotides long. NCBI's taxonomy places the organism in Eukaryota, Viridiplantae, Streptophyta, Magnoliopsida, Amborellales, Amborellaceae. The record is from RefSeq and is a predicted model, not a curated record.
AAUUCUCUCGCUUCCCUUCAAGCUCUGCUCCAACGCAGUUUCUGAUCCAGAUCUAUCAAUUUUGUUUAAUUAGUGGUGAUGCUGUUUCUUUGAGGCCAAACCCUAAACUGAUUGGCUUCCUAAGCGGUGACGGUUGUUCUUUGGAAUUGGGCAAUCGUUUAUGUUCCUCUACUGAAAAAUUAGAUUCUGAACUGUGAUUGUGUUUGAGCACCUCAGUUCAGGGUUAGUGGAGCAAUUGUCAUCAUUCAGAGAGACAAAAUGGAGGGAUCCAUGGUCGUGUACACGACCUUGUUGUUUGUUGCGUUGAGUGUUUUACUGGCUUCAUCCUUUGAAACCACUGCUCCUGCCUUUUUGUGGUCAAAUCAUCUUCAUAGAUCAUCAUCACUUGGAGGCAAGGAAAUUGUGGAUUAUCACACCAUUUCCAUGAAGGGUUUAGCAAAAUCUGUUAUGUCUGAGGGAGGCUGGUCGAACUUAAUGUGCUCUGGCAGAAAUCAGGAUGAGUCUGUUGAUAUUGCUCUUGUUUUCAUUGGCAGAAAGUUGAGAUCUUCAGAUAUCUCUAGGACUAAACAUACUGACUCAGCUCUUGUAGAGUUGCUCAAGGUCUCAUUCACAGAGUCAAAUUUCUCCAUGGCAUUCCCUUAUGUUGAUGUGUCAGAGGAAAAUGAGACAUUGGAAAAUUCCUUGAUAUCUGGGUUUCUUGAGAAUUGUGAACAUGGCUUGGAAGUGAGUGAAGUUGCUCUUCUAGGGUCGUGCUCCAUUUGGGGUAAAGAUCUCAAGAAAUUUGUAGAGGUCAACUCAGUCAAGAAUUAUGUAAGUUCAAGGAUGGAAACAAGGCAAAAAGGCAAAACUGAUUUGAUAGUAAUCUGUGAUGAGGAUUCAAUCUCUUCUGAAGAGUUUGGACUGGAUAAUACAGAAGGGAAGCUUUUAGCAGAGGUCAUUGACAAAGUGAAGGAGUCUGGUGCCACGCACACUGUUUUGUAUGCUUCAGACCCACGUAAGUCUUUGCUUCAAUCUGGACACAGGGAUUUGGGAAGAUUUCUUGCUGAAAGUGCCAUUGGAAAUGCUUCCAAUUCGACUUGUGAUAGUGUUUGUCAGAUCAAAUCAUCACUUCUAGAAGGUGUUUUUGUGGCAAUCGUACUCCUCAUAAUUUUGAUUUCGGGUCUGUGCUGUAUGAUGGGUAUCCAAACACCCACCAGGUUUGAGACUCCUCAGGAAUCCUGAAAUGCUAAAGGAAACACAUGAUGCACAUUUUAACUCUAUUAGAACCCAAUGCUUUAUAUUAAACCAGAGACUACUGGGCCUUCAGAAUUGGAAGCUUUCUGCUUAGAGAAGUUAAAAGAGUCACUCAUUUUCAUGCUUCUUUCUUCUUCGUUUUUUUUUUUGGCUUUUCCUUUCCCCCCAUCAUUUCUAUGUAAUUCUACAAAAAUAACCAUCCAUGAAGAGUAGAUGUGCUGUCCCUUCAUUGUUUUAUGCAUCCCUCUUCAAGGAGUGUAUGUGGGUAUAAUGUAUCAUGCAAACUUCACUUUUGACUGUUAUUUUCCUGUUGGGUGUUGUGAUAUUAUCACAAUAUUAUUGUUUGGGAAUGCAUCUUUUAGCAAUUUAUUUGGUUUA